Molecule: messenger RNA, 1583 nt
Organism: Exophiala viscosa
Lineage: Eukaryota; Fungi; Ascomycota; Eurotiomycetes; Chaetothyriales; Herpotrichiellaceae
Product: lactate 2-monooxygenase
Exons: 6
Coding region: 80-1399 (439 amino acids)
Molecular function (GO): oxidoreductase activity; FMN binding
Source: RefSeq, a predicted model, not a curated record
UUCUUUCUGUUCCUGAAAAACGCACUUGGUAGGGUUGAUACUUUCUUUUCUGGCGUUUCACCUUGAGGCAUUCGUCAAAAUGAGUGACCCCAGAAUCCCCAAGUUGUACCACAGGACGACGCCGCAUUGGCAGCAGGAACAACGCAACGCGUUCUGGGAGCUCAAUGAAAACAAGCACCCGCCAUUUAACACCAGACCAGACAAGCUCGAAGCUCAUGCCGAAGAAUCACUAUCAGUAAAUGGUCGGUUGUAUGCACAAUCGAACGCCGGCCAAGGAUGGACACACCUCGGCAACAGACAAGCCUUCUAUAGGCACCGAUUGAUCCCUCACCAAUUGGUCGAUGUGAAUGAACGAGACACAACCACCACUCUCUUCGGGCACAAGGUCUCGGCACCCAUUGGCUUCGCCCCCGUCGGCAUCAACAAGAUUUAUCAUCCCAAAGGCGAGCUCCCCGUGGCGAAAGUUGCCGGUGAAUUGAGGUUGCCAUAUGGAUUGAGCACAGCUGGCUCCUGCACCAUUGAGGACGUCGCCGCCUCGAACGAUGCUGGAAGAGAGUCAGACGCAGCCGUCAAGGUUGAGGGGGCAGAUAAUGACUCGCCCGUCCGCUUCUUCCAGCUGUACCUGCCACACGAUGACGAUUUGGCUAUUUCACUCCUCAAGCGAGCUGUGGCUUCUGGCUUUACAGCAUGCAUCCUGACAACGGACACAUGGCAACUCGGCUGGCGCCACGACGACAUCACCACCUCCAACUACGCCUUCUACCGUGGAAUCGGAGCCGACAUGGGCCUAGUCGACCCAGUGUUCCAGAAACGCCUUGCGGAGGAAGGCGUCGAUCCCAAGAAAGAUCCCGAAAAGGCCGCGGCCAUGUGGAUUGACAAUGUGUGGCACGGUCGUGCAUUUUCGUGGGAAAAGAUGCCCUGGCUCAUCAAGACCUGGAAGGAACUGAGCGGUGGAAAGCCAUUCUGCAUCAAAGGUAUCCAAUCCGUUCACGAUGCACAAAAAUGUGUCGAUCUAGGCUGUGACGGUAUCGUGGUGUCCAACCAUGCCGGUCGUCAAGUCGACGGCGCCAUUGCCAGUCUCGACGCGCUUGAGAAUAUCGUCAACGCCGGGAUUGGUGAGAAGCUGACUGUCAUGUUCGACUCGGGUGUUCGCGGCGCAUCAGAUGUCAUCAAAGCGCUUUGUCUUGGAGCGAAGUUUGUCUGGGUAGGCAGAAUGUGGAUUUACGGCCUCAGUAUCAUGGGCGAAGAAGGCGUCCGCCACGUCAUGAAAAGUCUUCUUGCCGAGUUCGACAUCUCCAUGCUCACAGCUGGCUUCAGAAACAUUGGAGAAAUGACUCGAGACAGACUGGAGAGCUACCCGAAGAGUUACACCCUGAUUGCAGAGAAGUCGAAGCUCUAGAGUAUAGAAAGGACGACUUAGAGAGGUUUUAAAGGCCAUGGGAUAAAAUCGAUGGUGUUGUGUUUGCUCUCGUUAAUCAGCCUGCUACCUGCAUGUCUUAUCCAGAAGACCAUGAAAAUCGCUUUCCUCUCGAAGGGGUAUUAUAAUCAUGGUCCUAUUCUGACCAGGUAGUAUUCCAAGCCAA